AUGGGCCCGUAUGUGCCACCAGGCCAGUCGCCACCCUUCGAGGUCGUCGAUGACUUGCACCAUGGCGCAUGGCUAAUUAUCACUGCUGCGCUGGGCCUGGUCGUCUCCUUGGUGUGCUUUUUGAUUCGGCUAUAUGUGCGGCUCAUGUUGAUUCCGCCGUUUGCACGCGAUGAUUGGGUUUUGUUAGGUGCCACAGCUAUCGCUGUGGUGCAAUCAAGUCUCAUCUUUUAUGCGUGCUCGCGCGGAUUCGGGACUUCUAUAUCGUUAUUGAAGGAUGGUCGGCUUGAUCAAAUUCAAGCUUUAAUUGCAACAAGCGAUAUCAUCGCGCUGAUGAUCAUCUACCUCUCCAAAUGCUGCGUCGUGGCUAUCUACCUUCGCCUCACGCCGCAGAAACCACAUAAUCGCGCAUCCUGGGCGACACUAGCUCUGUGCACUGCCUGGGUAAUCCCGGCUAUAUUAAUUGUUCUAGUCAACUGUGAGCUAAACACACCUUGGCGGAGUGACGGUGGCCAAUGCAACGACUUGUACAUGCGAUGGCAAUUCAUCGCUGCAGUCGACGUUAUAACCGAAAUACUCCUUUUCCUACUAGCUGUGAUCCUCCUAAAAGGCCUCUUCAUGUCCGUUCGCCGCAAGCUAGCCGUCGGCUUCGCGUUUAUAUUCCGCUUUCCCCUUAUAAUUCUCUCCAUAAUCCAUAUCUCAACCCUCCGCACCGCCCUAAACAGCAAAGACACUACCCUCGCCGCUGUCGAACCAACAAUCUGGAUGCAAGUCGAGCUCCACUACGCCCUAGUCGCAUGCAGUGUAUUCUGUCUCCGACCGUUUAUGGCAGCCGUCAGCACAAACUACGGUACGGCGGGCGACUCGACACUGGAAAGUAGUGCGUCGAGAUCAAACGGCACGAAAGAAAGCUCAAAGACCGGGUCUGGCUCAGGCUCAAAUUCGAAUACCGCUUCGAGAUCUAUAUCGAAUUCUCGCUCACGGAGGAAAAGAGCCGGUACGGGGUCACGGUCGCUGAUAAUUCCUCCGGUUGUUAGUGGUUCUACCUCUGGACAGCCAGAUAAUCAUGGCCUGGGUCGGGAUGCACCGUUGUGUCUUGAUGCCAGUCCCCGUGCACACGGAGCGCUUGGAAAUAAUCAAAGGAAUGGGGAUAGUGGAAGAUCGGAUACGGUGCGUGCACCAAUGCGCCGGUCGAUGUUCCCGCUCAGCGCACCGCGCAAGAAGCUGAGCUUUCAGGUACCGGAAAAAGGGAAGAAUGGUGUGAGAACUGGGUCUGGGGGGCCGUUUACAGUGGAGUCGGAUUUGAUUGAGCUUAUGCCAAGGCCACAUACUCGGCAUGAGAGUGGUGCGACUGAUGGAGGGGAUGAUGAGGGAGCGGAUAAGAUGGUUAUUCAUAAGGAGAUUCGGUACUCGAUUCAAUACGAGGAUGAGGCGGAGCUGAGGAGGCGGGAGGAUUUGAAGAGUAAUUCUGUUGAUGUUUCUGCUUAUGUAUAA
This is a messenger RNA of Penicillium crustosum, 1491 nucleotides long. RefSeq lists its product as uncharacterized. The transcript has 5 exons. Bases 1 to 1491 code for a protein of 496 amino acids. NCBI's taxonomy places the organism in Eukaryota, Fungi, Ascomycota, Eurotiomycetes, Eurotiales, Aspergillaceae. The record is from RefSeq and is a predicted model, not a curated record.